CGUUAAUGUGUUGUGUGUUUUCUCCUCAUCAAUUAAUAUUCAAAAGCAAAAGGGUGAUCAAAGGAAUACCAACUUGCUUCUAACUCAAACAAUGGAUACCCAAUAAAGCUUUCAUUCACUUCUUCAAGAAACCCCAUAUUCAUUUCUUUAUAUUUAUUUCAGCAUUCUGUUACUCUGAUUUUACUAUCCACAAGUCAAGUGUGGAGUUUAAGUUUCCAUGGAGGACUUGCUUGUGGAUAGUGUUUUCAAUGGUGACAGAGAAGCUCAGAUUCAGGCGGCUUCUCAGUUUGGUGAAUUGAGCAGUAGACAGAAGCAGAAACUGGUUGAAAGAGGCGUCAUUGUUCCUCUGGUUUCGAUGCUUCGUUCCCAAGAUUAUGAAGCCAUUGAAGCUGCUCUUUUAUCUUUACUUAGUCUCGCAUUUGGCAGCGAAAGGAACAAGAUCCGGAUUGUAAAAUCUGGGGUUGUGCCAGUGUUGUUAGAGCUCAUUCAAUGCGAAAGCGAGGCGCUGAUUGAACUCACUGUUGCGGCUAUGUUGAUUCUUUCUUCUUGUGCUGCAAACAAGUUGGCAAUUGCAUCUUCCGGGGCCAUUCAACUCAUUGUUGGAAUCCUGAACGGAGACCUUGGUAAUAACAAUGGUGGCAUUAGCAUUCAAGCCAAGAUUGAUGCUAUUGCUACUCUUCAUAACCUCUCAACAUGCCAUCAGCUUAUCCCACCAAUUGUUUCUUCUGGUGUGAUAUAUCCCUUGCUUCAGAUAAUCCAUGGUUCUGAGAAAUCAUCAGAGUUGGCGGAGAAGGCAAUUGCUUUGCUGGAAAACAUAGUUUCACUGUCAGAAAAUGCACUUCAAGAGAUUGCCGCUACUGGAUGCGCGAUUCGUGCAUUCGUUGAGGUUAUUGAAGAGGGGUCUCUGCAAUGCAAAGAGCACGCAGUGUCAAUCCUGCUAAUGUUAUGCCAGAGCUGCAGAGACAGAUACAGAGGCUCAAUCCUGAGGGAAGGUGUAAUGCCUGGGCUGCUUCAGUUGAGUGUGGAUGGAACUUGGAGGGCGAAAAACAUGGCGAGAGAAUUGUUGCUGCUUCUGAGAGAUUGCUCGGAUUAUGGUUCGAGAAGUACACAAUCAAAGCAUGAGCUCAUGGAGCAGAUUAUGCAAGAAAUUGAUUCCGAAGGCGAGAGGGUUGCUGAAACAACCCUGAGACUGGUUGAAGAAAUGAUUGCAAAACUCAGUACCAGAUAAUUGUUGUUUAAAUAUUGUAGAGAGUUUAGAUCAAUGUAUCAGAUAAUAAGUCGGUUGUUCUUUGGGUUUGGGUUUGUGUAAGUAAAGAUUUGGUUCGCGUUGCUCUAGCU
Molecule: messenger RNA, 1338 nt
Organism: Pistacia vera
Lineage: Eukaryota; Viridiplantae; Streptophyta; Magnoliopsida; Sapindales; Anacardiaceae
Product: U-box domain-containing protein 41
Exons: 2
Coding region: 218-1228 (336 amino acids)
Cellular component (GO): cytoplasm; nucleus
Molecular function (GO): protein binding
Source: RefSeq, a predicted model, not a curated record